AUGUCAUGGCCCCCCCGGGGCCCCCCCCCCGCGGGCCUCCACCGGCUCGGCAUGCAAAGAACCGCAAGGCGCGCUGCUGUUGCUUCGAACCCUUCGUCGAGCCCCGCCUGGAAGACGUGGCAGCUGGUGGCUGUGCGCACGGGCACCGUGGGCGCCAUUGCCGCCGGCGGCGUGACGGCGUACAUCCACCGCGAGGCCAUCAUUAGCGGCAUGAAGAGCAUGAAGAACAUCAACAAGGACACGGUCGUCGAGGGCUACCGAUCGAGCAUGGAGUCGGUGGGGCAAGGCCUUGCGUACAUCAACCGCGGCAAUGUCCGCCCCUCGUUCGCCUGGCUGUCUGACCACUUCACCUUUGUCGGCACGCUGCUGAAGCAGAAGGAGCUCAGUCGUCGGCUUGACCGUAUGGCCGCCCUCAAGGGCGUCGGCAUCAAGGACUUUUACACGUCGCUCGGCGAGAACGGCACAUGGAGCGGAGGCUACUUUGUGCCCGAGCGUACCUUCUGCGCCAUUCCCGAAGGCGAUCACCCCGCCAGCGACAUGUUCACGCGGUGCAUCAUGCGCACCUCGGAAGACGAGGUGCAGGCGCACAUGUCCAUGUUCCGACCGGAGAAGAACAAGGGCUACGAGCGCAUGACCGACGAGGCAGCGCAGCUCGUCAAGAAGUGGUUCCUCAGCGAAGAGGACGUCUAUGACGACCCCAAGUUCCGCGAGCCCGCCCCCGAGGAGGCUGCCGAGGACAACACCGUCAAGGAGACGCUCGAGGCUGGUGAGAAGGGUGCCGAGGAGGCCCAAAAUAAGGGCGGUCCCGACGCACCCAUUGACGGCGACGUGCCUGACGAAUCGCCCCUGGACAUUGCGGCUGCUUCGUCGCUCGUGCCGUUGUCCAGCGACGCCGAGACCGGCGGCGACGAUGCUGAGAAACAAAAGCAGACGUAUAUGCAGUACCUCUUCGCCAUCGCUCAGCAGACGGGGACCGACUCGAAGAGCUGGUGGUCCAGCAAGCUGCCGAACAUGCCAAACCUGCCGGCCGUGCAGAUUCCAUCAAUGCCUUCUGUGCCGUCUGCCGUGUCAUCGCUUGGGCAGGUAUCGAUGCCCAGCUACAACAUCUUUUCGAAGAAGCAGCCUGCCUCUGACAAGGACGGAGCUGAGACACAGGACGAAAAGAAGGCUGAGACGACGGAUAAGGCCGCGAAGCAAUCUGCAGAGGAGCCUGCCGAGAAGUCCUCGGAAACGUCUGUGGAGAAGCCUGCAGAGAAACCGACAGAGAAGAACGAGGAAGAGCCCCGUAAAAGGAGAUCAAACGAGAAAGGAGUCUCUACCCCGCCGAGCAGGCUCAAGAUGUUCGGGUCGAGGAGGAUUCUGCACCAGCUAAAACGCAGGAUGAAACUGUCGAGAAAAAAGAGCCCAAUAUACCAGCCACCAAGCCAGCCAUUACGGACAACGAUUCUGGCAAGGACGUUUCGAUCGAAGCGGCGCCUUCUGAUGCCAAGUCGACUGAAGAGACCAAGGUAG
This is a messenger RNA of Verticillium alfalfae VaMs.102, 1512 nucleotides long. RefSeq lists its product as hypothetical. The coding region runs from base 1 to 1512 and encodes 503 amino acids. The transcript has a single exon. The record is from RefSeq and is a predicted model, not a curated record. NCBI's taxonomy places the organism in Eukaryota, Fungi, Ascomycota, Sordariomycetes, Glomerellales, Plectosphaerellaceae.